AUGUCUCAUGAUGGGAUGUCCAGAGAGGAGUAUGAGGAGUACCAGAAGCAGAUGGUGGAGGAAAAAAUGGAGAGAGACGCCGAAUUUGCUACAAAGAAGGCAGAAAGGGCUUGUCUGAGGACUUGUUUAAGAGAGAAAUAUCGGCUCCCGAAGAGUGAGCAGGACGAGAUUAUGCUCCAGCAGGCCGGAGAUGAUAUUGACGUGCCAGAAGAGAUGGUGAAGAUGGUGGACGGAGAGGCGCCGCAGGAGGAGGAGAAUCCCUCCAUCAUGGCCCAGAUGCAGAACCUGCAGAACAUGGACGUGGGCCAGCUGAAAGAAAAGGCCCAGGCCACGCUGGUGGAGAUGAAGUCCAAGGCUGAGGAGAAAUGCACAAUCAUGUGA
Danio aesculapii is the source of this 381-nucleotide messenger RNA. It is a transcript of the gene cplx4b, whose product is annotated as complexin 4b. The transcript is spliced from 3 exons. Gene Ontology annotation, cellular component: SNARE complex; terminal bouton. Gene Ontology annotation, molecular function: syntaxin binding. Lineage: Eukaryota; Metazoa; Chordata; Actinopteri; Cypriniformes; Danionidae. Bases 1 to 381 code for a protein of 126 amino acids. Gene Ontology annotation, biological process: neurotransmitter transport; regulation of neurotransmitter secretion; synaptic vesicle exocytosis. The record is from RefSeq and is a predicted model, not a curated record.